Trichoplax adhaerens is the source of this 1443-nucleotide messenger RNA. RefSeq lists its product as uncharacterized. Lineage: Eukaryota; Metazoa; Placozoa; Uniplacotomia; Trichoplacea; Trichoplacidae. Gene Ontology annotation, molecular function: orotidine-5'-phosphate decarboxylase activity; orotate phosphoribosyltransferase activity. Gene Ontology annotation, biological process: 'de novo' UMP biosynthetic process; 'de novo' pyrimidine nucleobase biosynthetic process. The record is from RefSeq and is a predicted model, not a curated record. The coding region runs from base 1 to 1443 and encodes 480 amino acids. The transcript is spliced from 13 exons.
AUGGCUGCAACUCUAUUAAGUUCAUUGCGAAGUAUUUUAUUGCAACUUUUCGAUAGUGGAGCAAUUAAAUUUGCCGAUCCUGGGCAAGAAUUUACUUUAAAAUCUGGAGCAAAGUCACCUGCAUACUUUAAUUUGCGAACGUUGAACAAUAAUGCGAAGUUAAGGGAAGAAGCAAGUGGACUAAUGUGGCAAGCUUGCCAAUUAGGUGACAACGCGACCUACGACUGUAUCUGUGGUGUACCGCUUGGAGCAAUUUGUUAUGCCGAUGCAAUUUCUCUUGCUCAUGAUCUACCAUUGGUGCUGAAGAGACCAUUUGCCAAACAACAUGGUGUUUCCAAGAAACUUGUUGAUAGUGAUUUACCAAAAGGAAGUAACUGUCUUGUUGUUGAAGAUGUUGUCACUAGCGGGACAAGUGUAAUAGAGACUGUGACGGCUUUAAGAGAUGCAGGAUUUGUUGUAACUCAUGCUGUUACAUUUAUUGAUCGCGAGCAAGGUGGUAAGGAAAGACUUGGAACAGAAUAUAAUGUCCAUUUGUCAAGUGUCUGUACAGGAUCACAGGUGUUAGACAUCCUUUACCAAAAUAAUAAAAUUUCCACAGAAUUAAAGGACUACGUUCAACAGUACCUUUCUGCAAAUAACAUGAUUGUUGCUAAAGAACCACCAGUGCAAGCUAAACAACUUAACUUUCAAGAGAGAGCGCUUUUAACCGCAAAUCCGGUCGCGAAGAAACUAUUGAACAUUAUGACGCAAAAGUCGACUAAUUUAAUCUUUUCUGCUGAUGUUGAUAGUCUGGAUACCUUACUCGAUUUGGCAUCUAUUGUUGGACCCCAUAUUUGUGCUAUCAAGACGCACAUAAAUACAUUUGCAGUUGAAAAUUUCAAACUUGACCUAAUUUAUAAAUUGCGUAAUGUAGCAGACGAGCAAAAUUUCUUGAUACUGGAAGACAGUAAAUUUGCUGAUAUCGGUAAUACAGUUUACAAGCAGUAUGUAGAUGGAUAUCACAUAUGUGAAUGGGCAGAUUUUGUAACUGCUCAUGCCGUUUCUGGCCCUGGUGUUAUUGAAGCUCUUGUGAAGGGUAGUGGCAAUCGAGAUAGAGCAUGCCUUUUAAUUGCUCAAAUGAGUUCCGAUGGAAACUUAGUUUCGGAAGCUUACACAAAUGGUGUUCUUAAGAUUGCCGAAGACCACAGCGGUUUUGUAGCUGGAUUUAUUUGUAGACAGAAGCUAUCUAGUAAACCUAAUUUUAUUCAUAUAACGCCAGGUGUUAAGCUUGCAGCUGGAAUGGGAACUCUUGGUCAGCAGUAUUUGACACCGGAUGAAGUCAUUAAGAAUAGGCAGAGUGAUGUUGUUAUUGUUGGUAGUGGAAUAUACCAAGCUGAAGAUCCACUUGCCGCAACUAUUGCUUACAAAGAGGCUGCCUUUGCUGCUUACAAUGAUCUAUUGUAG